GUCAUUAGAAGGCCCAGGAGGAGCGGCCAUUACACAGCGGGUUUCUCUCGAAAAGGUCGCUCAGUUAACUAACCGAGCACAGCGGUUACACUGACUACCGACCGCUCACUAACUCGCUUUAAUUAGCGCAGUCUCACCCGAAACCUGAGGAACCGUUAAAGACCGGGACAGAGCUGUUCUACAGCAGCGACCACACCGCAGUUUCAACACCGAAAUACGAGGAGAAAGCGACGCCAGGCUCCGCUGUGCUAAGCUACUGUUAGCUACGCUGCAUUGCUAAGCGAAAAUUGAGCUAGUCUGUUAGCACGCUAAGUAACGUUUAACAGGGCUGAUUAGAAAAACCGCUGCGAUCGAAACAUUAGCUAAUCUCACACCACUAAAUUAGAAUUCGUUCUGCCUUAAGUAUAGAAAGAAAUAUUUCAAGACGUAGUAAAGAUGGACGAUAAAGCGUUCACUAAAGAAUUAGACCAGUGGGUGGAACAGCUGAACGAGUGUAAGCAGCUCUCCGAGAAUCAAGUGCGGACUCUGUGCGAAAAGGCUAAGGAGAUUCUGACUAAGGAGUCCAAUGUACAGGAGGUACGCUGCCCUGUCACAGUGUGUGGCGAUGUGCACGGCCAGUUUCAUGACCUCAUGGAGCUGUUCAGAAUUGGAGGAAAGUCACCCGACACCAACUACCUGUUUAUGGGUGAUUAUGUAGACAGAGGCUACUACUCAGUGGAAACAGUUACACUUCUUGUUGCGCUAAAGGUCCGUUUCCCGGAGCGCAUUACAAUAUUGCGUGGGAACCAUGAGAGCAGACAGAUUACACAGGUGUAUGGCUUCUACGAUGAGUGCUUGCGAAAAUAUGGCAAUGCAAAUGUGUGGAAAUAUUUCACAGACCUCUUUGACUAUCUACCCCUUACAGCCCUGGUUGAUGGACAGAUCUUCUGUCUGCAUGGUGGUUUGUCUCCAUCCAUAGACACGCUGGAUCAUAUUCGUGCUCUAGAUCGUCUACAGGAAGUGCCACAUGAGGGGCCGAUGUGUGAUCUGCUGUGGUCAGAUCCCGAUGACCGUGGCGGCUGGGGAAUCUCUCCCAGAGGUGCUGGUUACACCUUUGGACAGGACAUCUCUGAAACCUUCAACCACGCCAAUGGUCUUACCCUGGUCUCCCGUGCCCAUCAGCUUGUCAUGGAGGGAUACAACUGGUGUCAUGAUAGAAAUGUUGUCACCAUAUUCAGUGCACCAAACUACUGCUAUCGCUGUGGCAACCAGGCCGCUAUAAUGGAACUGGAUGAUACUCUGAAAUAUUCCUUCCUUCAGUUUGAUCCUGCACCCCGGCGUGGAGAGCCUCACGUCACUCGCCGCACCCCUGAUUAUUUCUUAUAAACACACGCUGGCACGAUGCUGGAACCCGACCUCUGAAGCGAACGACGUACAAUACGGCAAAUCCCGACAUAUAUACAUAUAUUCAUCCCAUUGCGUGUAUAUAUAUAUAUGGGGAUGUUACGACAUGAACGCACUAACAUGGACCAAAAUGUGCCAUAAAAGCAUCCAAUGCAGAAAUACAAAUUGCCCCGUGUCUCAGUACUGCUACACAGUGUCCCGUUUAGCCUUUAGUGCAAUUGCCUGCUGUAUACUAAAGAUAGUAAUGUUUUUUUUUUUGUUCUUGAACUGUUCAUGACUGAGCAAAAAAGUGAUAUCUAGCUCCCCUUUCAGUGUCACUGGACAAAUGGAUAUACUUUUACAUUUAGGUUGGCAAUGCCAGGCAUGUGAAAAAAGGUAACAUUUUAUACAAGUGCACAAGCUUACAUACUUUCCUGUCCUCACCAAAAACACUAUGCUAUCGGGAAUGAAUGCUACAUCUGAGGGAGAAGCCUCUUUUCUUUUUGGGAGUGUACACUUUCAUGAAUAUGGACCCCUAUCUUAACUCGGCUAUCUCACUUCGUCUACCAUAUUUUGUGUUGACUGUCUUUUCUGUGUAUUUGUCAUGAAGUGAUUGCCUCCUCUUUGGUGUAUUUGAACUAAUAAAGUCCUUUUAUCGCAAGCUACUCCACACACA
This is a messenger RNA of Trichomycterus rosablanca, 2038 nucleotides long. RefSeq names its product protein phosphatase 2, catalytic subunit, beta isozyme (gene ppp2cb). The record is from RefSeq and is a predicted model, not a curated record. Gene Ontology annotation, cellular component: cytosol. Gene Ontology annotation, biological process: mitotic cell cycle. The coding region runs from base 436 to 1365 and encodes 309 amino acids. Gene Ontology annotation, molecular function: protein serine/threonine phosphatase activity. NCBI's taxonomy places the organism in Eukaryota, Metazoa, Chordata, Actinopteri, Siluriformes, Trichomycteridae. The transcript is spliced from 7 exons.